Molecule: messenger RNA, 771 nt
Organism: Dermatophagoides farinae (American house dust mite)
Lineage: Eukaryota; Metazoa; Arthropoda; Arachnida; Sarcoptiformes; Pyroglyphidae
Source: RefSeq, a predicted model, not a curated record
UGAAUUUGUUGUAUAAUUUUUCAGUGUUCAUAAUGGUGAUAAUAUUGGCCGUUUCGGAUGCAGCUACUAUUCAUCAUUCAAUGAUGAAUACAGAUCAAUUGCAUAAUACAAAAACAAUUAUGACCAAUUCAUUGGCGGUUGAAACGAAUCCAAUUUUAAAUAAUCCAUAUCUGAUUGAUCAAAAAGCUGAAAAACGUUCUGGAGAAUUUUUUCCUGAAAAUUUUAUAACAACUGGUAAAAUGGCAACACCCGAUUUUGAUAAUAUUCCUUCACAAUUUAUUGGACCAAAUUAUGCAUUCGGAAAUUCUCGAUUACCAUUAAUGGCAUCGGGACUGUCUGGUAUUGAUAAAUCAUCAGUCAUUAAUAAUUUGCCAGCUAAAGAUGAAACCAGUAAUCUGUUUGGAUCAGCAUUGAAAAGAUAUGAUAUGAAAAAAUAUUUAUUGAAAAAAAUCCUUGGAAAUUCUCAUGAUCUGGACGAAGAUAUCGAUGAUGGAUUUUUCAGUAACAAACACCUUAAACGUCAUGGAACAGCCGGUGUUGCAGCCAAAGUUCUCGGUGAAUUGAUUGGCAUCAAAAUUCGUGAAUCAAUCGAAGGAUUUGGUAAAUCAUUUAGUGAAUAUGCAAAAGAUUUUACCGCUCGAAAUUUCGUCACUAUGGGACAACUAUUCGGUCGAUUAUUUCGUAUCUCACAGCCAUAGAAUUUUCGUCAACAAUAAUAACAAAAAAAAGACCAAUUUAAAAUGCCAAUUUUGUACAUACCAAUUUAAUUAA